UCCUCCUCUUCUUCUUAAAGCGGCGAUGUCUCCUUCCAAGCGAGAGAGGCGGCCCCACACUCAGUCCCGGACUUAGGGGCCAGGAAGAAGCCGGGCUGGUGGCUCCCGCGCGGGGGCGUCGGAGGGGGCGGUACUGAGCUGGAUGGAGUCCCGCCGGGUGGGAGGAACGCGACCUUGGCCCUCGCGGAGUUUGGAGUGGUCGCGGUGUUCCUGGGCCAGGGCAGCGUCUGGCCUUCUGCAAACUUCAGACUGAACCCCCGCGCUCCGGGCGCCGCCUGGCGAGGAUUAGGGCGGGUCCCUUCGCCUUCUCCGUUGCCGACGGCGUGAUUCACCCAGCCUUAUGUAAAUCCCUGGGACUCUGAGCCACAGAGGAUGUGACUCCAACCCGGUAGAGGAACCAUCUGUAGCAAACAACUUUGAACCAACACCCCCUUUCCCGAGCGCGCUCACCACCACUGGUCGCUGCGGGCUUGUGCGCUUUGAGGUUGGUCACAGCACCUUUCCCAAGGGACUCACCGGGAAUUAAACCUCGCUGUGCAAGUGGAACACCUAGGUUAGCCCCCAGCCCCCAUCCAUUCGUUCAUCCAUUCGAAAAAGCGUCUGUCCUCCGUUCUGGUCUCAGAGCAGUAAAAUCCACAGAUCCAGGUCCCUGUGCUCAUGUAACUUAUAUUCUAGGGGGACGUUCAGGUUGUUAUGAGAGCAUUAUAACCCAGGAUCCUACCUAGUGCGGGGGGAGACGCAUGUCAGGGAUACUGUUUAGCUCACGCGGAACCAGAGACACGGAGAAUGGAUGGCGUUUGCUCAAGAUCCCACAGUUAGCAAGUGGAGAAAACUAAAAUUCAUACUCUGGUCUCCUGGAGGCAUGCCCCUUGAUUUUUCCUCCAUUAAGAAAGUUCAAUAUUUUAAUUAAGUUGCUAGCAUUCUUUUUUUUUUAAUUUACUGUCAUUUAGCCAGUCACUUUAUUUGCCAAAUGUGAUUUUUCAGUUCAACAAAUGAAGAAAAAUCCCCAUACUUCAUUUGACGUACUGGUGUAAUGGUUUAAGGGGAAAAGAAAUGGUUGGGGAAGGGGGUGGAGGAGCAAAACCAACAAACCAACCAAACAAACAAAUAACAAAACGACAAACCACUGUUGCCUUCCAGCCACCUUCCGGUUCAGUCCAUCAGAAAAGCUCUUGGAUAAGAAUCAUUCCUUCCUCUUCUCUCUCUGUACCAGAGUGUGUCCUAGAUCCAACCCAAAAUUCCCAGGGGAGGAGCUAUUCUGAUGAAUAUCACUCUGAUUAGCCUUGAUGGACCUUUGAAAGGAGAAAGGUAGGAUUCCCCCCUCCUCCACUGAACUUGGAAUUUGGAUGGUCAAUGUGAUACCUGGGAGGACUGAAGGAAUGGAGUGUCCUGUGUGUGGCGAGUGGGACAGAGAGUUGGUAAAGCAUCAAAGAAGAGUACACGGUCAUUAAUGAAGCCUGCCCUGGAGCUGAGUGGAAUAUCAUGUGUCGGGAGUGCUGUGAAUAUGAUCAGAUUGAAUGCAUCUGCCCCGGAAAGAAGGAAGUUGUGGGUUAUACUAUCCCUUGCUGCAGGAAUGAGGACAAUGAGUGUGACUCCUGCCUAAUUCACCCAGGUUGUACCAUUUUUGAAAACUGCAAGACCUGCCGCAAUGGCUCGUGGGGCGGCACUCUGGACGACUUCUAUGUGAAGGGGAUCUACUGUGCAGAAUGCCGGGCGGGCUGGUACGGAGGAGACUGCAUGCGAUGUGGCCAGGUUAUGCGAGCCUCGAAGGGACAGAUUUUACUGGAGAGCUACCCGCUAAAUGCUCAUUGCGAAUGGACCAUUCAUGCCAAGCCUGGGUUUAUCAUCCAGCUAAGGUUUGUCAUGUUGAGCCUGGAGUUCGACUACAUGUGUCAGUAUGACUAUGUUGAAGUCCGUGAUGGGGACAACAAUGAUGGCCAGAUCAUCAAGCGUUUCUGUGGCAACGAGCGACCAGCUCCCAUCCGAAGCAUGGGCUCCUCACUCCACGUCCUCUUCCAUUCAGAUGGCUCCAAGAAUUUUGAUGGCUUUCAUGCUGUUUUUGAGGAGAUCACAGCAUGUUCCUCGUCCCCUUGUUUCCAUGAUGGCACUUGUUUCCUGGACCAAACCGGAUUCUACAAAUGUGCCUGCCUGGCAGGCUACACCGGGCAGCACUGUGAAAAUCUUGUUGAAGAAAGAAACUGCUCAGACCCUGGGGGCCCGGUCAAUGGGUACAAGAAAAUAACGGGAGGCCCUGGGCUCCUCGGUGGGCGCUAUGCGAAAAUUGGCACUAUCAUGUCCUUCUUUUGUAACAACUCGUAUGUUCUCAGUGGCAAUGAGAAGAGAACUUGCCAGCAGAAUGGGGAGUGGUCAGGAAAACAGCCCAUAUGCAUAAAAGCCUGCCGAGAACCAAAGAUCUCAGACCUGGUGAGACGGAGAGUUCUUCCAAUGCAGGUUCAGUCAAGGGAAACACCGUUACACCAGCUAUACUCAUCAGCUUUCAGCAAGCAGAAACUGCAGAGUGCCCCUACCAAGAAACCAGCCCUUCCUUUUGGAGACCUGCCCACCGGGUACCAACAUCUGCACACCCAGCUCCAGUAUGAGUGCAUCUCACCCUUCUAUCGGCGCCUGGGCAGCAGUCGGAGGACUUGUCUGAGAACCGGAAAGUGGAGUGGGCGUGCCCCAUCCUGCAUUCCUAUCUGUGGGAAAACCGAGAACAUCACUGCUCCGAAGACCCAGGGGCUGCGCUGGCCGUGGCAGGCGGCCAUCUACAGGAGGACCAGCGGGGUGCAUGGUGGCAGCCUGCACAAGGACGAGUGGUUCCUGGUGUGCAGUGGUGCCCUGGUGAAUGAGCGUACUGUGGUGGUGGCUGCCCACUGCGUAACUGACCUGGGGAAGGUCACCAUGGUCAAGACAGCAGAUCUCAAAGUCAUCCUGGGGAAAUUCUACCGGGAUGACGACCGGGAGGAGAAGACCAUCCAGAGCUUGCGGAUUUCUGCAGUCAUUUUGCAUCCCAACUACGACCCCAUCCUGCUGGAUGCUGACAUCGCCAUCCUGAAGCUCCUAGAUAAGGCUCGCAUCAGCACCCGUGUCCAGCCCAUCUGCCUCGCGGCCACUCGGGACCUCAGCACCUCCUUUCAGGAGUCCCACAUCACUGUCACUGGCUGGAACAUCCUGGCAGACGUGAGGAGCCCCAGCUUCAAAAACGACAUGCUGCGCUCGGGGUCGGUCAGGGUGGUGGACUCCCUGCUGUGCGAGGAGAAGCAUGAUGACCACGGCAUCCCAGUGAGCAUCACAGACAACAUGUUCUGUGCUAGCCGGGACCCUACUGCCCCUUCCGACAUCUGCACAGCAGAGACAGGGGGCAUCGCAGCUGUUUCCUUCCCGGGACGGGGCUCCCCUGAGCCACACUGGCAUCUGGUGGGCCUGGUCAGCUGGAGCUAUGACAAAACAUGCAGCCACAGCCUCUACACAGCCUUCACCAAGGUGCUGCCUUUUAAAGACUGGAUCGAGAGAAACAUGAAAUGAGCCUCAGGCCCAGUGAGAAGCAUUUCCAUGCAUCCGUCUGUGCAUGUGUUGCAUGAGGCAGUGCGUACCUGACCUGUGAUUCUGUCCGUGAAUUUGGCUGAACCAGGACUUCUCAUUUCAAGGCUUACACUAGUGGAGGAUGAGGAGGAGAACUCACUCUCUGGGAGGCCCCUGCCUCACCGAUUGCUCGGACUACUUGGAAAACACCUGCUGGCAAGAACUGAGUUUCUUAAAAAAAAAAAAAAAA
Pteropus alecto (black flying fox) is the source of this 3772-nucleotide messenger RNA. RefSeq names its product peptidase domain containing associated with muscle regeneration 1 (gene PAMR1). Gene Ontology annotation, molecular function: serine-type endopeptidase activity. The transcript is spliced from 13 exons. Gene Ontology annotation, biological process: proteolysis. The record is from RefSeq and is a predicted model, not a curated record. The coding region runs from base 1483 to 3525 and encodes 680 amino acids. Lineage: Eukaryota; Metazoa; Chordata; Mammalia; Chiroptera; Pteropodidae.